This is a messenger RNA of Procambarus clarkii (red swamp crayfish), 2828 nucleotides long. The record is from RefSeq and is a predicted model, not a curated record. Lineage: Eukaryota; Metazoa; Arthropoda; Malacostraca; Decapoda; Cambaridae.
AGGUGUUAUGUCAAGAGACCCAAUCUUCCUCGCUGAGAUCCAGAAUCAAACGGUGUCAGAGGGAAGGAACGUCCGCUUCGCCUGUAGGGUUGACAACCUCGGGACACAUAAGGUGGCGUGGAUCCACUACGAGAACUCGGCCAUCCUGACGGUGUCGAGUCACGUGAUCACCCGUAACGAGCGGAUCACCGUCACCAGAGACAAGCACCAGAAGACCUUCUACCUCCACAUUAAUGACGUCAGAGAGACGGACACCGGCAAGUACAUGUGUCAGAUCAACACAGCCUCCGCCAUGACCAUCGCUGGAUACCUCACUGUUGUUGUUCCGCCUGACAUCGUCGACCAGGAGAGCUCAGGCGACGUCAUAGCACAAGAGGGUAAUGACAUCAAGCUCAGGUGCCGAGCGAGAGGUUCACCCAAGCCCACCGUCACCUGGAAACGGGAAGACGGUCAGAAUAUUAACGUCAACAAAUCUACAACAGUGUUGGAGUAUGAGGGCGAGGUGCUACGACUGAGCAAGGUCAGCAGGAUGGACAUGGGAGCCUACCUGUGUAUAGCCUCCAAUGGUCACCCGCCCAUAGUCAGCAAGCGAAUCCUCGUCAGCGUCGAUUUUCCGCCAAUGUUAUGGAUCCCUCACCAGCUGAUCGGGUCGGCUAGGGGCAAGACGGUCGUACUCGAGUGCUUCACAGAGGCCCACCCGACCUCCCUAAACUACUGGACCCGGGGGGACGGCAACAUGAUCUACGACUCAGACAAGUACCACAUCGAGAACCGGAUCGGGAACCCCGAGUACAAGAUCCACAUGCUCCUGACGGUACGGUACCUGACGGAGCACGACUUUGGUACGUACCGAUGCGUAGCGAAGAACCCGCGGGGAGAGACUGACGGUACGAUCAAGAUCUAUGACUCCGGCCCGCCGCCUACUACGGUCCUGCCCCUCACCACAGAAGUUGAGAUGUUUGAGAUAAUCAACAAUCAGAUUUGGGACAAGUCCGAGAAUCGAACUCGCAAGCGGCCCAAUCCCCAAGCUGUAAGUGGCCAGAACGGAGAAGAGGUGGAGGACCCCUUGGUGGUUCAGGAGCCGAGUCUCAACCUUCCAGCUGUUGGCCCAAGCUCUGCAUGUCGCAGACUUCCGUGGAGGAUGGACCUCCGUGUGUUAGUGGCAGCGGUGUACCUUCUGAGGGACCACAUCUUCUGAAACACGUCUCCUGCUGACCCGAAGCCUACGUUCCUUCUGCAGCAGUUCCCUUCUGCGUGCUCUGGCGAGACUUCUUGCGACGCAUCCGCAAAGGAUUUACCUCACCGAUGACGGUCCAGCCACUCUGAUAUGACCAGGUGACUCAUCGUAAACAAAGGGCCCAGCCAGUAACAGCGACGAGGUGCCAGCAAAUAAUGUGAAAUGUGUUCACACCUUCGCAUCUAACCGUCUUGGUUAUCGAAAACCGAACGGAACGUACAGGAGGCAUCUGUGUACGAUAUGAAAAGUGUAAACUAAUGACCUCAUUGGCUAUCGUCUAGCAAACGAAUGACCUCAUUGGCAACAAGCUAAUAAACGAAUGAACUCACCGGCUAUCGCUCAGCUAACCAGCAGAGGAGACAACAAUAUGUGACAUGCGUCAACAAACCCUACUAGCCAUCGCUCAACCAAUUACGAAGCACGGUUAACAUAAAUGUAUGUGUGAGUUGUCAUAUAUUGCAGUAUGCUGAAUCUAAAUGGAAUAAUAUUGUUAUGUAGGAAAAAUGAUUAUUAGACAAUAGUUACUAGGCAACUAGAAAUAUGGUAGAGGAAAAUAUCUCGUGUUUCGAAUACAAAAACACAUUCGCACGAACGAUUUCAUCCAACAAUCUAACAACUGCUAACAAACGAGAGAUUAAUGAAUUUCGGCAAAAAAAUGUGUUUAAAAGAUAUAAUAAUUGCGUUUAGUGAAAGAACAAAUUAAUGAGAAUCUGCUAUUAAUAGCAGUAAUAAAUAAGGAUGAAAAUAGAACCUUUGAAAUCUCUACUGAAUGUGAUAAUUCUCUUCCCUAGAACUUCCUGGAAUCCUGAACGGAGAAAGUAUAUUACGGAGUCAAAAAUUAAUAGCAAAGUUGUGUUUGAAUAACUGAUCGUUCGAUGGUUAUUAUAUUGAUAUGUACAUAACAUUUUGUAAUUUGUACACUAUAGCCCAUCCCUAAUUGCUUAGGUCCCCCACCAUAAGUGAAGGUGUUGUUAUUGGAUAGUUAGAGGUGAAUGUUAUUGUAUAUAAUAAUUAUAUGCAGAGAAUAGCAAACUAGCGUAGCAUACUCGAGUUCGUUAUGGAGAGAUUGUGUCGUCUAAGAUGACGAUGCUGGGUUUUGAAGUAUAUACAUGCUUAAACGGGUGUUUUUGUGUAUGUUUCUGCGUUUGUGUGUGAUUGUGUGUGAACGGGAGUGAGCACGCUUAUGUUGGUGAAUAUGUUUAGUUGAUAUAGCCUUUAAAUAUCUACUAAAGCAAAACAAAACACAAAGGGAACGGGGGUGUGGGGUAGUACGUCGGAGCACGGAAACAACAUUAAAAGGGACCUAAAAAUCUCCUCUAAUGUCUUAUGUGUGCUUUUCUCCGAGGCUAUAGGUCCCCAUCUUACAGCAAGAGGUGGUACACCUUUUCUCUCUCUCUCAUAUAACAACGAUCACAAAAACACUGAUCCAUGUGGAAAAACCACAUUUGAAGAAUUGGAGAAUGCUGAACGCGUUUUUGGCUCAAUUUGCCAUCAUCAGAGCAAGAUAGAGAGUACUCUCUAUCUUGCUCUGAUGAUGGCGAAUUGAGCCAAAAACGUCCUCAGCAUUCUCUAAUUCUUCAAAUGUAUUAAU